Molecule: messenger RNA, 1533 nt
Organism: Somion occarium
Lineage: Eukaryota; Fungi; Basidiomycota; Agaricomycetes; Polyporales; Cerrenaceae
Source: the annotation of a GenBank genome assembly
GAAGCUAAACUCGUCUGGUACCCAGGGAAGUGAUGAUCUCAACAGUCAAGAACGAGGACACGCCGUCGCAAUACGUUCGAACACACAUUGUUGUGCAAUAUGGCUCAAUGAAUCUAGCAUGAAAUUCUCUAUCUCGAAUACGAUUGUAUGUGCUGACGCUGGGGCCUUUCAGGUCGAUCACUCCCGCUGACCACCGGCAGAGUGGCUUACUGACAUUCAACUUCCCUGUGUGACUAACAAAAGGGUCAUACUUGGCUCUCACGGAAGCAAAACGUGUACACUGUGCUGCAACCAUUCAUGCCUACAAUGGGGGGUAGAAAAAAGAAUUCCUGGAAAAAAGGAAACCUUCAGAUCUGAGCCGGCGAUCCAACCCGAUAUGCGGUGAUCCGCCAGCAACAAGCAUCUCAUGCCUCGUUCGUUCUCCACGACUUCGCCUAGCGCUGUCGCCUCAAAAGGGACCGCUGACAGACAUGCGACAUCCCCAAGGUUCUCCCUCUGUCACUUCUUCCAAUAUAAUGGCCGACCACAUCCACUACAUGUCUUACUCCUACUACAGUCCUCCCGCCAGUCAUACUCAUGGCCAGUACUUGCCUCCAACCGCUGGCUAUGGAGCAUAUGGCGCUCAUGCCGCGUCAGGACAUCUCCAACAACUUGUCCCGCCUACGCCGAGACCGGAAGCCACCCAACGAAAGCGCCCGAAAUAUACCCGGAGCAAGACAGGCUGUUUGACGUGCAGGGCGAAAAAAAUCAAGUGUGAUGAGACGAAGCCCAACUGCAUGCGCUGUACCCAUGGGCAGCGAGAGUGUACGUGGCCGGAAGGCGUUCCUGCGCGCAAGAAGUCGUCGUCGCGAAAGAACCCCCAACAAGAGCAAUCUCAACACUCACCAAGCGCGUUAGACUCUCCCCUCACCGACACACGACCCUCUACAGCAGGUUCUGCGACUAUAUCCGAGGCCUCAACGUCAACCCCACCCACCCGGAACCCUACGCCUCCCAAGCGUGAACCUUCCGAAGCACAUUUGCCUCCACUCAUUUCUCGCCGUGCCGGCGAUGUGCAUCUUUCCAGUGUCGGAGAUAUAGAAGGGAGUCGACGUCAACAUCUAUCGCCUAGCACACCACACGGAUACCCUAUGCAUUCCAAUUCGAAUACCCACGUUCUGCCAGCUAUACCCGAAAUGUCUUCACAAUACCCUACUCACUCAUCGUAUCAACAGCAACACUAUCAUCCUUCGCAGUAUGCUCAACAGUCCUUGGUUCUUCCACGAGUCAGCCCUCAACAUGAGCACCCAACUUCGCUUCGGUCACCGGACACUUCCACUCACCCUGGCCAAUGGUCCUCACAGUCUAUGAUGACUCAUGUCGAACCUUUGGAUCAAUAUUAUACCUCUGCCCAAGAGCGGGGCAUGGUGGGGCCUGCCUCUCACCACAACCACGUUAGAUACUGACGACGACUUGUAAUGAUUUUGCCUAAUAAUACUAAUGGAUUGUGAUUUAUAUCCUACAUGGGUGCCUCCCGAGCUCAGUAGCAUUGUU